Cyanistes caeruleus (blue tit) is the source of this 1372-nucleotide messenger RNA. RefSeq names its product peroxisomal biogenesis factor 10 (gene PEX10). Gene Ontology annotation, cellular component: peroxisomal membrane. Gene Ontology annotation, molecular function: zinc ion binding. The record is from RefSeq and is a predicted model, not a curated record. Gene Ontology annotation, biological process: protein import into peroxisome matrix. Lineage: Eukaryota; Metazoa; Chordata; Aves; Passeriformes; Paridae.
UACCGGGCCGCUGUGCGCAGUGGGGCCAGCACGGCGCUGCGGGGGCUGGCGGGUGCCCGGCCGUGGCUGGAGUGGAGGAGAGAGGUGGAGCUGCUCUCCGAUGUGGCCUAUUUCGUGCUGACCACGUUGUCAGGUUAUCAGACCCUGGGAGAAGAGUAUGUGAAUAUCAUUCAGGUUGACCCAAGCAAGAAGAAGGUGCCUUCUUUCCUUUCUCGGGCCCUCUUCAUUUCUCUGCACACCGUGGUACCCUACUGCCUGGAAAAGGCACUGCUGCACCUGGAACAUGAGCUGCAGAUGGAGGCUGAGGAAUCCAGGACCCCAGAAAACCCCCCAGCAAUUUGCUUUCCCAGGAGGACCUUAAUUCGCACCUGGAUUCGGAAGCAGAUUGGGGAGCUCACAGAGCAGCAGAAGAAAACAGCCUCCCAAGUUGUGUCUGUCCUUAAACAAUCUAUCCCUCUGCUGCACCGGCUCCACCUAGCAGUGUUCUACAUCCAGGGCACCUUCUAUCACAUGUCCAAAAGGAUCGCAGGAAUCUCAUACCUGCAUUUUGGAGGAUUGCAAGGAGAAGAUCAGAGUAUCCAAUCAAGUUACCAGUUUCUUGGAAUAAUUUCACUCUUCCACCUUCUGCUGACCGUUGGAGUUCAGAUGUAUAGCUUCAAACAGAAGCAGAGAGCAAGGCAGGAGUGGAGGCUGUACCGCAACCUCACUCACCAGAAAAGCACAAGCAAGGAGGUGGCUGCCGGGCGCCAGUCACGCUGCACACUGUGCUUGGAGGAGCGGAGGCACAGCACAGCCACCCCCUGCGGGCACCUCUUCUGCUGGGAGUGCAUCACUGCCUGGUGCAACACCAGGGCAGAAUGUCCACUGUGCAGAGAGAAAUUCCACCCUCAGAAACUGAUCUACCUACGGCACUACCAAAUGUAAAGGGAACCUCUUCUGUCUCCUGACAAGAGCUCCAGCUCAUGUUCUUAUACUAAUGUCGUGGUUUUAAACCAGUAACUAGUACAGUAAAACCAGUUUAAGCCAGUAACUAAGUACUGGUUUUAAACCAGUAACAACUUGUCAUACAGCUUGGGUUGGUCCAAGAAAAGGCUUUACUAAACUGGAAACUGCCUGUGCAAGGUGGUACUACCUUCCCAUGUGACAGAAUAAAGCUAUUUGUGCUUCUACCCUUCUGUAUCUUCUGAUGCAGCUCUUGACCAUAUUAAAAAUGGGUUUCUAAAAUAUGCUUAAAACAAGUUUAAUAGUAUUCUUCAUUUUGGACAAUGGAAAACUUAAAUUCUCAUUCUCAAAAUACAAGUGUAGACAAUGAGUCCUCCACUCUUCCAUAGCAUCCUUAAGGCAUUAAUAAAAUUCUAUUAUUUAAUCUUAA